AGAUUCAGUUGUUCGGUCAACUCACAGACACAGACGACCAAACUUUGUUGUUGGUGGAGGGUAAACGUAAACCCCUGCACUCGUCCAUAGAGUGGAUGGGAUGUGUAGUAUAUUGCUCGAGCGGUACAAGAUUAACAAUGUUUUACAACAGCUUCUAUAGAUUCCACAAGUUACAGGUGAAUGGGUUCCAGGUAAACAGUUUGGGUUCAGCAUACUUCAGGAUUGCAGGUGAUGGAUAUCACAUAUCACAUAAUCUUAGCGAAAAGUCUGAAGAGAGGGAAAUAAAGGUCUCACUGGAAGCCAGUCCACAUCUUACCAACAAAAAUGGAAUUAAAUUAGAUGAUUCUUCAACUCCAGUGAGAGAUAUACACAUAAAAUAUCCAUUAAAAAAUACUUUACAUUCUAAUUCUAAUGACAAGAACAGCUCAGAUAAGGGUCACAAUACUGAGGAGGAAAAGGUGUCAGCUUCCAUGCCUUUAUAUAAAGAUCAUAUUCCAACAAACUAUUGUCAAAAGUCUAUAUUAUCUUUAGGAGCUGCAGCUGCAGCAAUCUUGGAUCCUCGACGUCAUGACAUGGUUGCAGUCUUAGGAGAAACAACAGGAUACAGAGCUUUGUCUAGAAUCUAUUCAGAAAUGAUUCAAGAUGAAGAGGGACAGCAGAUAAUUUUAGAUAAGCCAAGGAUUAAUAGCUCUACUGUCGAUCUUACAUACUUAUCAAAACUUCCUGAAGGCACACUAGGUCACUACUAUGUUAAAUUUCUAGAUGACAAUAAAGUGACCCCAGAUUCCCGAUUACCCGUACAGUUUGUGGAUGAUCCCGAGUUAGCGUAUGUAAUGCAGCGUUAUCGGGAAGGUCAUGAUCUCUUUCACACUAUCUUUGGGAUGCCUACAAACAUGCUUGGAGAAGUAGCUGUAAAGUGGAUCGAGGCAAUCCAGACAGGUUUACCAAUGUGCUAUGGUGCUGCCGUCUUUGGUCCACUGAGAUUUAGGCCAAAGCAGCGGCAAAAAUACCUACAAGUUUAUUUGCCUUGGGCUUUGCGAGUUGGUAAAUCUGCAAAACUGGUAAUGAAUAUAUAUUUUGAAAAAAGAUGGGAACAACCCAUGUGUGAGCUAAGGGAUGAACUGUGUAUUGAACCUCCACCUGAACUAUAAGUUACCACUACAUUAUGUUUAUGUAAAUAAUUAGCAUGGUGCAGGGAUGUAGGGAACAUCUCAGUACAAUACAGGGUAUAAUGAAUGUACAGAGAUAAUAUGUACUGUAUACUGUAUAUGUACCAUUUAUUUUGUAGUACGUAAUUUAUAUUUGUAAUCUGUUGUGUAACUGACCUUGAAAAUUUCUCUAGUACUGUAUUGUAUUUCAUUUUGUGAAAAGAUCUUAUUUUGUAGGAGUACAGAGGUUGUCUACACCCUCUGUCAUCUUGGGCAUUAAACUUAUAUGAAUGUA
Homarus americanus (American lobster) is the source of this 1443-nucleotide messenger RNA. RefSeq names its product ubiquinone biosynthesis protein COQ4 homolog, mitochondrial-like (gene Coq4). The record is from RefSeq and is a predicted model, not a curated record. Gene Ontology annotation, biological process: ubiquinone biosynthetic process. Gene Ontology annotation, cellular component: mitochondrion; mitochondrial inner membrane. Lineage: Eukaryota; Metazoa; Arthropoda; Malacostraca; Decapoda; Nephropidae. Bases 96 to 1151 code for a protein of 351 amino acids. The transcript is spliced from 2 exons.